Penaeus chinensis is the source of this 771-nucleotide messenger RNA. RefSeq names its product vegetative cell wall protein gp1-like. The record is from RefSeq and is a predicted model, not a curated record. Bases 1 to 771 code for a protein of 256 amino acids. The transcript has 2 exons. NCBI's taxonomy places the organism in Eukaryota, Metazoa, Arthropoda, Malacostraca, Decapoda, Penaeidae.
AUGGACGAGAUCGCCGCCCACGCCCACCCGUCGCCGCCCUCGCACGCCCGCCGCCUCUGUGGUCUCGCUGCUUGUCCUGACAGCCGUGACGAUGCGGUCAGUUACCCCCUCCUCCUCCCCCUUUCGGAUCUACGCCGAUACUAUGGCUCCCCCGUGCCCUUGCCAGCCGUCAGAAUCUCCCCUCGCGAGCCCUGCCUUAUCACGGACGAGCCCCCCGGCCCUUCCCCGCAGCCCUGUCUCAUCACGGACGCGCCCCCAGCUCUCCCACGCAGCCCUGUUUCAUCACGGACGCGUCCCCAGCCCUCCCACGCAGCCCUGUUUCAUCACGGACGAACCUCCGGCCUUCCCCCGCAGCCCUGUUUCAUCACGGACGCGCCCCCAGCUCCCCCACGCAGCCCUGUUUCAUCACUGACGCGUCCCCAGCCCUCCCACGCAGCCCCGUUUCAUCACGGACGAACCCCCGGCCUUCCCCCGCCGCCCUGUUUCAUCACGGACGCGUCCCCAGCCCUCCCACGCAGCCCUGUUUCAUCACGGACGCGCCCCAAUCCCUCCCCUGCAGCCCUGUUUCAUCACAGACGCGCCCCCAGCUCUCCCACGCAGCCCUGUCUCAUCACGGACGCGUCCCAAGCCCUCCCACGCAGCCCUGUUUCAUCGCGGACGCGUUCCCAGCCCUCCCCACAGCCCUGUCUUAUCACGGACGCGCCACCAGCCCUCCCCCGCAACCCUUUCUCCUCGCUUACACGCCCUAGUCCCCCCGCGGUCCUCGGCUAA